Molecule: messenger RNA, 2668 nt
Organism: Notodromas monacha
Lineage: Eukaryota; Metazoa; Arthropoda; Ostracoda; Podocopida; Cyprididae
Source: the annotation of a GenBank genome assembly
UAUUUGCUUUCCUCUUCAGUUUGCUUGCCAGUGUUGGAAACAUGAGUGUCUUGCUGGUGAAGAAUUUUAUCGGGGGAGUGUUUGUGGAGCCGGUGGCGUGUUUGGACAGUUUCGAGCCGGCGACUGGGAAACUGUUCGCUAGCAUACCGGACAGUUCAGCCGACUCUGUUGACUGCGCUGUUGCUGCUGCACGAAGUGCCUUUGAACAUUGGUCUUCUACGCCGAUAGCGAAAAGAGCAGAUCUUCUGCUGAAACUUGCCGAUGCCAUUGAAGAAAAUGCGGACGAAUUGGCCGAGUUGGAAUCCCGGGACCAGGGAAAGCCUCUCUGGUUGGCCAAGGCUGUGGACAUCCCGAGAGCUGUGACGAAUUUCAGGCUUUUUGCCAGGGCUGUUCCGCAUCAAACUGGAAAAUCGAAGGUCCAAGAAGAAUUCUCUGCCGUCAACUGGACUGAGCGAGAAGCUGUCGGGGUCUGCGGACUCAUCAGCCCCUGGAACCUCCCUUUGUACCUGCUCACUUUCAAAAUGGCGCCGGCCUUGAUGGCCGGCAACACAAUCGUUUGCAAGCCCAGCGAAAUGACGUCCGUGACUGCGUUCAAACUGUGUCAUUUGGUGUCACGGGUCGGGUUCCCGCCCGGGGUUGUCAACGUGGUCUUUGGCACGGGACCCGGGGUCGGGGAAAGACUCGUUUCCCAUCCAGACGUACCCGUCGUGUCAUUUACGGGUAGCACGGUGACUGGGAAACGGAUUGCGAUGGCUGCUGCUCCGUUUAUGAAGAAGCUUUCCCUCGAGAUGGGAGGAAAGAAUGCCGGGAUAAUAUUCGACGACGUGGACCUGGAAACCUCAGGCGAAGGCUCUUUGAUCUCCACGUUACUCCGAUCUUGCUUCAUAAACCAGGGCGAAGUUUGUCUCUGCACCUCGAGACUCUACGUGCAGGAAACGAUUUUCGAUGCUUUCCUACGCAAAUUUGUACCUGCUGUCCGUGAAUUGAAAGUGGGUCCGAAUGAGGUACCGGGUGUUUUCUGCGGCGCUUUGGUGAGUAAGGAACACAAGGCGAAGGUUUUGCACUACGUCGGCGUGGCGAAAAACGAAGGAGGCGUUUUGCAUUGUGGGCAUGGUGUUGACGAGCUGGUUUUGCCUGAGGGCUACGAGAACGGAUAUUACGUUCAGCCCACGGUGAUUUCCGGAUUGGACGAAACAAGUUCAUGCAUCACGGAAGAGAUCUUCGGACCUGUUGUAACGGUUUCCAAAUUCACUGACGAAGCUGACGCGAUUUCUAAAGCAAAUGCCGUGGAAUACGGCUUGUGCGCAUCCGUUUGGUCCAAAAAUGUGUCUACUUGCAUGCGAAUGUCUCGAGCCUUGAAGGUGGGCACUGUUUGGGUAAAUUGCUGGAUGGUGCGUUGCCUGGACAUGCCUUUCGGUGGAGUCAAGGCCAGUGGACGAGGCAGAGAAGGUAUCGAAGAAUCCAUGGAAUUCUACACGGAGUCCAAGACCAUUUGUCUGAAAUAUUAGCGACGACGACGCAUGGAAAUGGCGCUAGUUCUUGACAUUUUCAGAGAGAUCUGAUGUUAGUUUCCAAUCGUAAGCAGUUGAAUCUCGAUUAAUUGAUCCUCCAUAAUUCAAAUGCCUCAGUACAGUACCUCAAAAUUUGUUUUAGUAUAUUAAAAAUAGUUCAUUGAAAAAGUCCCUAAUUCAGAGGGUUUCCCUCUCGAACCUCCGUUAACUCGAAUUUUCUGAAGGUUUAUAGGAUAUUAUUUUAUUGUCACAGGAAAGAGAAAAGCAAUAGAAAUUUAAUUUGAUGUGUUUUGAAAGGAAGCGAAAGACUAAAUUGGGCAAAUUGAACCCGUGCCUCCAAGUUCAGCAUGCCGUCAACUCAUUUGAGAAGCAAUUUAAUGCCCAAAAUUUCACCAAGUACAAUGACCUGUAAUAACUUUUUUCUUUCCCGCAUCACAAAUUUUUUACUCAAUUUUUUUAGCUGGUUGCUUGAAGUUUGACUUGGAGAGGUUCAACUGUAUUGUGAUUGAUUGGUUUCCUAACGCUUUUUUCAAAGGGGUUGGGUUUCUAAUAACAAUGGGAAUUAAUAAUUGGUUGUUUUGAGAAGUGGAAGUGUUGGAUGUUGAUUUUUCAGGCAUUCCAGUAACUUCAAAUCUUGCAUCCGUAUCUUUCAAAAACCGUUCCGCGUUAUCGCUGGAGAUUGAUUCAAGUCGUGUGAUCCGCUUUUCACGGAUGUGAUGGUAUACAGCAACUGCAGUGUGAAAUUGGUUUCAGAGAAGUGCCAAUAAGUGAACUUGUGCUGUGAUGUUACUGUGUAAUUUGUGAUUGAAACUCAUGACAUUUCUUCUGUCCGCCAAAAGGAAUUGUAGAGGCAAUAUUUUGUUUACUUGAAGAGUGAUGGAAAAAUAUUCUUGACGGAAAAGUGAUUUUGAAGGCUUGAAGCCCACAAAUGCUGAUGGGAUGCCUAAUAUUUUCUCAAGCGAUUUUUAGCUGAUGCAACUUUCGAUAGAGUAUUUCGUGGACAUGCACCCCAAUUAUUUGAUGCACUUCUACGUGCGUUUCAACGCUAGGAUCGAAUAAUGCUGGAAAUGCUGAAUUUUCCACUGAUCAAUGUGCAACAUGGAAUGGUUUUUGACAGGUGAUUGAAUAUUGCCACAGGUUUUUUUUUUUUUUCGGGC